AUGGAGUUUGAAUUUCAUAUGAGGGAGCUAGACAACUUGGAUAAGCGCAUAAGACCGUAUCUGGAACAGAUUGGCCAUGAAAAAUGGUCAAGGUACUCUACCAUGACAUCUAACAUAGCUGAAGCACUGAACUCAGCAAAUUUAGCAACAAGGGAAACACUAGUGACAACAUUAAUGGAGUGCUUGAGGGCACAAAUACAAGAGUGGACAUACAAUAAUAGAAACGAGGCACAAAAAUGCACAACAAGGCUGACACCAUCAUCUGAGAAAAAACUCAUUGGGAACUAUGUGAAACCAGCAAAUCAAAACCUAUUUGAGGUGAUAGAUGAAGACAGAACAAGAAUAGUAAACUUGAAGGACAGGACGUGCACAUGCAACAGAUUUCAAAAAGAUGAAAUGCCAUGUAACCAUGCAGUUACCGUCAUGAAGGACUUGAACAUAAACACAUACAACUACUGUGCACACUACUACACAUCAAAAGCAUGGCUGCAAACAUAUGAAGAAAUAGUAUACCCAGUUGAAAACGUUAGAGAAUGGGAACUACAAAAUUUUUUUGAACACAUCAUAGUGUUGCCUCCAAAAGAAAGAAUCAAGUCUGGAAGGCCGAGGAAAAGAAGAAUGGCGGCAGCUUGGGAAACAAAGAAGCAAAACAAGUGUGGCAAGUGUGGGCAAAAGGGACAUAACAAAAAGACCUGCAGAAGAAUUACAACAUAG
Messenger RNA from Cannabis sativa, 714 nucleotides. RefSeq lists its product as uncharacterized. The coding region runs from base 1 to 714 and encodes 237 amino acids. Gene Ontology annotation, molecular function: nucleic acid binding; zinc ion binding. The transcript is spliced from 3 exons. The record is from RefSeq and is a predicted model, not a curated record. Lineage: Eukaryota; Viridiplantae; Streptophyta; Magnoliopsida; Rosales; Cannabaceae.